This is a messenger RNA of Hemicordylus capensis (graceful crag lizard), 2672 nucleotides long. Its product is annotated as monocarboxylate transporter 11-like. The record is from RefSeq and is a predicted model, not a curated record. Gene Ontology annotation, biological process: monocarboxylic acid transport; transmembrane transport. The coding region runs from base 452 to 1822 and encodes 456 amino acids. Lineage: Eukaryota; Metazoa; Chordata; Lepidosauria; Squamata; Cordylidae. The transcript has 4 exons. Gene Ontology annotation, molecular function: monocarboxylic acid transmembrane transporter activity.
GGUGUGUGUGUGUGUAGGUGGGGGGGAUACAAGGAUUGCGACCCUGUCCGUCCCCCCUGCAGGCAGCAGGACACCACUGUGUCUGAGCAGGAACUAGAAAGGUGGUGCAGCAGGGGGGUCCAUAGGCCCAAUUAAGGAGGCAGACUGCCUGCCUUCUCAUCUCCUUCCAGCAGGUGGCGCCUCCAUUUCGCGCAUGAAACAGCUGGAAUCUCCCCACUGUGGCAUUUACCGGAACCCAAGCCUCGGUUUCCCCCAAGUUCUUUGAUGUUACAAACUUACUGGAAGGGUCGUCUUAAAUUCAGAGUCCUGUUCCAUUUGGGUAAACAGGUGUAAGCUGUAUUUAAACUAUAUUUUAUGGGGGGGUCGUCUUAAAUUCAGAGUCUUCGAUUCGGGCCAAUAUGGGUAAAUGUCUUGGUCUUCCUCCGUGCCCCAUAGGGUGGGGGCUGUGUGAAUGGGGCCUAAUCUAUAUGAACUCGUCUGUUCAGAAUUCCCACGUGGGGCGAUGUCCUUCCCACGAGAAGAAGAGCCCCCAGAUGGAGGCUGGGGCUGGCUGGUCGUCCUCGCUGGCUUCCUGGCCAACUCCCUCACCUAUGGCAUCCUCCGAUGUCUGGGCGUCCUCUUUGAAGAUCUGAUGGAGGCCUUCCAUGCGAGCGCAGCCCAGGUUUCCUGGGUGACGGCCAUCACCCUGGCGACGGAGCAGUGUGCUAGUCCCAUUGGCAGCGCUGCCAGCAUGCGCUACGGAGCCCGGCCCGUGGUGAUGCUUGGGGGGCUGCUAAGCUCUCUGGGCAUUCUCUGGGCUUCCUUCAGCACCAGUCUACUUCAGCUCUACCUGACCUUGGGGCUUCUGACAGGUCUCGGCUGGGCUCUGGCCUUCGCCCCCGCCAUGGGCACCCUCUCGCGCUACUUCUCCUCCCGGCGGCGCUCCGUGGCGAUGGGCCUCGCGCUGAUGGGCAACGGACUCUCCUCCUUCGCCUUCUCCCCGCUCCUGCGGCUCCUGGCGGAGGGCCUGGGCUGGCAAGGGGCCCUGCUGGUGACCUCGGCCUGCACCCUCCACCUGCUGCUCUGUGGCGCCCUCCUUCGCCCCCUGGCCCUGCGGGGCGACCAUCAGCAGAGCUCCGGCUUCGACUUGGGCCUCUUUGCCCAGCGAGGUUUUGGGGCCUUUGCUCUGGGCGUCGCCCUCCUCUCCGCUGGGUAUUUCACCCCUUACGUCCACCUGGAGCCUUAUGGCCGGGCGCUGGGCCUGGACCCCUACCAGGCCGCCAUGUUGGUCUCCCUGGCCGCCCUCUCCGACGCCCUGGCCCGGCUGCUGGCCGGCUGCCUGGCCGGCCGGCUCUUCCUGCCGCCCGUCCGCCUGCUGGUGCUCUUCAACUCCCUCACCGGCUGCAGCCUGCUCUUCCUCCCGCUGGCCGCCUCCUACACCAGCGCCCUCCUCCUGGCCUUGCUGUAUGGCCUCAGUGCCGGGAGCUUUGCCACGGUGGCGUUUGGGGUCUUGCCGGACAUCGUCGGGGUAGCCCGGGUGGUGAACGCCACGGGGCUGUGCCUGAUGGUGAUGAGCCUCGGAGGGUUGCUGGGACCUCCCCUCUCUGGUCUUUUACGGGACACGACAGGCGACUUCACGGCCUCGUUUCUGGUUGGCGGCGCCUUCGUCCUCUGUGCCAGCGGGGUCUUCCUGGCUCUGCCUGCCUUCUUUGCUGGCUGCUGCUGCUGUCCAGGUUCUGCAGUGCCGCCCAGCAUCAAAGGAGGACUGAAGGAACGGGUUACUCCUCACUCGGUUGCCCCUUUCCUGCCUGCUCCCCAGACUCGCCACUGUUCAGAGAUAUGAAAAGGUUCCUGCAGUGCCCGGUACAUUCCUUUGACCUGAACAGAAGAAGAGCCCUGUUGGAUCAGACGGAAUGUUGGCUUCAUCUAGUUCAGCCUCCAGUUUCCCACAAUGCCCCACUGGAUGCCCCUGGGAAGCCCACAGGCAAGAGAUGGUGUGCCCCCCCCCGCUGUGGCUCCCCGACAACUGGCAUGCAGAGGCCUCCUUCUUCUGAACCUCGAAGUAGCCCAUAGCCACCAAGACUAGCAGCCACUCAGAGCCCUGUAUUCCACGAAUUUGUCUAAGCCGCACUAAAAGCUAUCCAAGCUGAGGCCAUCACCACAUCCUGUGGCAGAGAGUUCCAUAGAUUAGUUAUGCUCUAUGUAAAAAUAUACUUCUGUCAUUCGUAAACUUCCUGCUAAUUAGUUUCAUGGGAUGUCCCCUGGAGCAUCCCCAGACAGCAGGCUUUACCAUUGGUUUAGUGCGAGUUCAAAGUUGCCAAAAAACAACAACACAAAAAGUGGAUUUUUUAAACCCCAGAUAUAAAUCGGGCUACACUCCAACGUGUAGUUAAAAACCCGAAUUGUGUGCGAAGUGCUCUCCGAUAGCCUGAAGAGACUUUGGGGUAAAUUUGGCCAAUAUGUGAAUGCACCCCGCUCCAUUCCAGAGGAAUAGAGGAACUAAAAGCCGGGUGUGAAAAACUUCCUGGCGCUAGUGCUGCGAGAGAGGGAGGGAGAAAGGGCUCUCUUUCCACACUAUGCAUAAUUUUAUGAACCUCUAUCAUGUCCCCUUUUCUUUUUUCUAAGUUAAAAAGCCCCCAACUCUGUAGCCUUUCCCCCGUCUUGUGAUACCAAAUUAUACAUAGAUGAAUCUA